AUGGACAAUAUGUUCCUAGAGACCACAGGUUUCUCUACCGCCAAAUACCGGAAACAAUUCGGCCCUGCCAACUACAACUUGAGGCAGGAGGAGCUUUUGCGUACUGUUCUCCGUGAAGACGACCGUGGUUCGAUCAUUGUCUGCAAUGGCGUUUCUCUGGAGAGAAAAAGUCAAGCUCUGUUGCAAGACUUUGGUAGAACACACCCGGUGAUCCUUGUGCAGCGCGACCUUUCCAGUAUACACAACUACUUGGGAGGGCCCGACUUACAGAGGCUCAAGGAUAUGCUAUCUUUGACCGCGCCUGUCCUUCGAGCUUGUUCCAACUACGAGUUCUACAAUAUCUCUGAGAUUAAGACUGCCAGCACCGAUGCGCUUCCUGAUCAUCCAGUCGCUCCAGCAUUCCUUACACUGAAGAGAGCACAAAGAACAUUUCUCAAAUUUCUGUCAUUAAUCACCACUCCCGAACAUGCGAACAGUCCGGGUAGGAUGGUUAUACCACCACUGGAGCCUGGAUACCCACUCGCCGAUGUAGCGAUCGAGCGUCGGAAAUACACAUGUGCAGUCCAGGUGUCAACAGAAGACAUAUUGACCGAAGAUGCCAAUAUCCAGAGUCUUGAAGUUGGAUCAGAUGCCUUUGAGAUUGUUCUUGAUCUGAGCCAGAAAAGCCAGACUGCCGAUCUCAUGAACGAUGUGAGCGCUUGCAUGUCAAAAGUACGGAGAAGCACAGUGGUUCCCAUCAUAUACCAUGUGCUUCCCACAUCAAGUGCAGAUGGCAGUCGGACGCUUUAUCUGCAACACGUAUAUCAUGGGUUGAGACUGGCACCCGAAUACGCGACUAUCGACUUGUCGCUAGAUCCUCGCGCGCUCGCCGAUGUGAUUGCCACUCGAGGUACCACCAGGAUCAUUGGCCAUUUGCAUACCGACAAGGCUUGGGAUGACCACUUUUGGGUCACACAAUACGAAAUGGCUGAAGUGACAAAAGCCCUCUACACUUCGUUCACGCUCGAUCCGAUGAAAAUGUACAUUAUCGGCAUACGCAUAGGAUACAGUGUCUCGCCUGCAAUGCAUAACCUUGCGUACGAAGCAUGUGGCAUGCCUCACGAGUUCAUCCGCAUCGAGAGUCCUUCGUUGAGCAGCCUCAAAGAGCUCGUGCGUAAGCCGAACUUUGGCGGCUCUAUCGUCAUCCAGCCUUUCAAGAUGGAAGUGAUUGCGCUCGUGGACUCACUAAGCCAACACGCUCGAGCUAUUGGAGCUGUCAACACUGUCAUACCUGUGCGCAGACGAAAUCAAGAUGGUAAUCUUCCAAGUGACCUAGGGAUCUUCCAGGAGCGCAACCAGUCUGGACCGAUUCAGGCGCUCUACGGAGAUAAUACGGAGUGGAUUGGACUUCGAUCAUGUCUGGGGGUCAUGAACAUUGCCAUCUUUAACAGGACGUACGAGAAGGCGGAAAGUCUUGUCGCGCAUUUCAGCAGGCUUGCCCAAUCCUCGGUAGGCACUUCAUCGCCAAAUACACCGAAAGGGCAGCCGAGUUUUGUGAUUCUCAAGUCGCGAGAAGACCCAUGGCCUGAGCAUCUCCGUCAGCCUACCAUCAUCAUAUCAUGUAUACCCGCCGAUCCGAUAGAUGAUAGACCAGCAGCACAUUUCACCCUUCCUGCACAGUGGAUGGAGAGUGCCACGGGUGGUGUUGUGAUGGAGACUGCCUACAAAACACUCAAUACACCGUUGAUGCAGCAAAUGGUGAAUGAACCCAAGAAGCUGUGGACAUAUAUGGACGGUCUAGACUUUAUACCCGAGCAAGCUUUUGCUCAGUUUGAGCUGUUUACGGGCAAGCGCGCACCGCGAAGGGUGAUGCGCGAAGAGGCGUUGCGAGCGUGGAGAGACGAGCAGGGCAACAGCAAUAUGGAGAUGGUGAGGAGGAGGUUAAAGGCGAUUGAUGAUCAGGAGCCAUAA
Pyrenophora tritici-repentis Pt-1C-BFP is the source of this 1950-nucleotide messenger RNA. The record is from RefSeq and is a predicted model, not a curated record. NCBI's taxonomy places the organism in Eukaryota, Fungi, Ascomycota, Dothideomycetes, Pleosporales, Pleosporaceae.